Molecule: messenger RNA, 13388 nt
Organism: Drosophila busckii
Lineage: Eukaryota; Metazoa; Arthropoda; Insecta; Diptera; Drosophilidae
Gene: kst
Product: spectrin beta chain, non-erythrocytic 5
Exons: 17
Coding region: 594-13259 (4221 amino acids)
Biological process (GO): actin cytoskeleton organization
Cellular component (GO): cortical actin cytoskeleton; cell projection; plasma membrane
Molecular function (GO): actin filament binding; phospholipid binding
Source: RefSeq, a predicted model, not a curated record
GCCGGAUUUCUGAGCGGGUGUUUGAAGAAAAAAUUUCUUAACAAUAGGAAAACGCGACGGUGUUGUUAAAAAGAUAAAUAAGAAAUAUUGCAACAAAAGUGCCAACCACUAAUUCUGUUAAAUGUACAUAAAAUCUAAAUAAGAAUAACGCCGUGAUCACACUGCUAAACACAACUUGAAAAAGAAUUAAUCUAGAAGAAGAGAUCGCGUUUUAGUGAAAAUUCAAGCAAGCAAAAAAAGUAAAUUUCAUAUUUAAUUCAAACAGUGCAACAACAACAACAACAACGACAACACCGCUAGAUCAACAAAGCAGUCAAAAAGGAAGCAAAAGGAAAAGCAAGAAAGCAAAGAGAAAACGCCGUCGUUAACAGUGAGUUUUGUUUGUGAGUGCGAAGAGAGCGCGCGCGUGUUACAGCGUGUGUGUGGGAGUGCGAGCGAGAGAGGGCGUAAUACAUAUUUGUGCACAGGAUUUGUAAAAUAAAUCAUUCACGCUGGAUUUAGGAUACUACGAGGCUGUCAAAGCAUCACAAUAUGAACCUGGCGGGUAUUCCACGCUGCAGGCGUCAUCCAACAGUCGUGGAUCCACAGCCAAUAUGACGCAGCGCGAUGGGAUUAUUAAAUUCGAGAAUGAGCGCAUUAAGACGCUGCAGGAGGAACGUCUACACAUCCAGAAGAAAACCUUUACAAAAUGGAUGAAUUCGUUUCUGAUCAAGGCCAAAAUGGAGGUCGAAGACCUAUUCACAGAUCUAGCCGAUGGCAUCAAGCUGCUGAAGCUGCUUGAGAUUAUAUCGUCGGAGAAACUGGGCAAGCCGAACAGUGGACGCAUGCGCGUACACAAAAUUGAAAAUGUCAACAAGAGUCUGGCAUUCUUGCACACCAAGGUACGCUUGGAGUCCAUUGGUGCUGAGGACAUUGUCGAUGGCAAUCCCAGAUUGAUCUUGGGUCUUAUUUGGACCAUCAUUUUGCGUUUCCAAAUUCAAGAAAUCGUCAUUGAUGUGGACGAAGAAAACGAAUCAAGUGAGAAGCGUUCAGCCAAAGAUGCGCUGCUCUUGUGGUGUCAGCGUAAGACGCAUGGUUAUCCAGGUGUUAAUAUAACGGACUUUACAUCUUCAUGGCGUUCUGGUUUGGGCUUCAAUGCACUCAUACACUCACACCGACCCGAUCUAUUCGACUACACCACCAUUGUUAAUUCAAAGAAUUCCAAUUUGGAUAACUUGAAUCAUGCCUUCGACACGGCAGCCAAUGAAUUGGGCAUACCAAGUCUGCUGGAUGCUGAGGAUAUUGACUCGGCGCGACCGGAUGAGAAAUCGAUCUUGACCUAUGUAGCUUCAUAUUAUCACACGUUUGCGCGCAUGAAGAACGAACAGAAGAGCGGCAAGCGUAUUGCGAAUAUUGUGGGCCAGUUGAUGGAUGCGGAUCGCAAGAAGAUACAGUACGAACGUCUGACCACAAAUCUGCUGAGCUGGAUAAGACAAAAGACGUUGGAGCUGCAGCAGCGCGACUUUCCCAAUUCGCUUGAGGGCAUACAGCGUGAGCUGCUAGCGUUUAAGGAAUAUCGCACCAUAGAGAAGCCACCCAAAUACAAGGAACGCAGUGAAAUUGAAGCGCUUUACUUUACCAUCAAUACGCUGCUGAAGGCUUUGAAUCAGCCGCACUUUAAUCCGCAGGAGGGACAGCUGGUGAAUGAUAUAGAGAAAGCCUGGCAGAUUCUCGAGUAUGCCGAGCACAAUCGCGAGGUUGCGUUGCGUGAGGAGCUGCUGCGCCAGGAGAAGCUCGAGCAGCUGAACUACAAGUUUGAGAAGAAGUCUGUGCUGCGCGAGGGUUAUCUGAAGGAAAUGAUACAAGUGCUCUCAGAUCCGCGUUAUCUGCGCCAAGUGGAUGCUACGCUGAAGAAGCAUGAGGCCAUUUCCGCUGAUAUUUUGGCGCGCGUCGAACGUUUCAAUGACUUGACUGCCAUGGCCAAUGAGCUGGCCAAGGAGAACUAUCAUGGCAAGGAGCGUGUGCAGCGUCGCGAGCAGGAAGUGAUGGACAAAUGGCGCAAGCUGCUGGAGCUGCUCGAAAAUCAGCGUCUCAAUCUGUCACAAAUGAGCAACUUGAUGAAUUUGUUGCGUGAAAUUGGCAGCACCACAGAGUCGGUGCGUGAGCUGCAGCAGCAGUUUGCCUCCGAGGAUGUAGGUCCGCAUCUGCUGGGCGUGGAGGAGCUGCUGCAAGCGCAUUCACUCCAAGAGCUGCAAGUGAACACCUAUGGCGAAACGCUAAAGCGUUUCAAUCGUCAGGCGCUGCCCUACAAGAGCUCAGAGCACAAGGAUGCAGCGUUGCUGGCGCAAAGAUUAGCGCAGCUGGAAGAAGCCUACGCAGAGCUGCUGAAGCUGAGCGCCGCCAGACGCGCGAGACUCGAAGAAGCGCGCAACUUCCAUCACUUUAUGGAGGAUUACGACAAUGAGGAGAGCUGGCUGGUGGACAAGCAGCGCAUUUGUAAAACGGGCAUAACCGCCAAGGAUUUGCGCGCUGUGCUCUCGCUGCAGCAGAAGCAUAAAGCGCUGGAGGAUGAAAUCAAAUCACGCAAGCCCAAGUCCACACAAAUGUCGGAGGCAGGCAAGCGCCUGAUUAACGAACAGCAUCCACGCUCGAGUGAAAUAACAAGCCGCAUGGAUUCGCUGGCAGAGCAUUGGCAGGCGCUGGAGUCGCUAGUGGAGCUGCGCCGUCGUCAGCUGGAGGAUGCUGCUGAGGCGUAUCAGUUCUAUACGGAUGCCAAUGAGGCAGAGUCAUGGCUGAAUGAGAAAAUGGCGCUUGUGAACUCCAAGGAUUAUGGCAGUGAUGAGCCCUCGGCGCAGGCGUUGCUGCAGCGUCAUCGCGAUCUGCAGGGCGAACUCAAUGCCUACAGCGGCGAUAUACUCAAUCUCAAUCAGCAGGCGGACAAGCUAAUCAAGGCGGGCAUUUGCACGCUUGAGUUGACUGCGGCGGAGCCAGAGCUGGCGGAGCUGGAGCAGGAGGAGUGGGUGAAUGAAACGCGGCUGGUGCCCAAGGAAGUGUGGGAGGAUGAAUGGGUGGAAAAGCUGGAGCACAAGAAAGUAACCGAAACCAAAAUGCUGCCCCAUGUGCGCUCGUUGUUCCCAUUCGAGGGUCAGGGCAUGAAAAUGGAAAAGGGUGAAGUGAUGCUGCUCAAGUCGAAGACCAACGAUGACUGGUGGUGUGUGCGCAAGGACAAUGGCCAUGAGGGCUUCGUGCCCGCCAACUAUGUGCGUGAGAUUGAGGCACGUCCUGUGGCCUGCAUUGUGCCCAAGGCGGAGAAGGUCAAGAGUCUGCAAAAGGUAAAGAAGACUAUACUAGUGCGCCAAGUGGUGCCCGUGAAGCGCAUUAAGCCAGUGAGUGUGGCGCCCAAGCCUUUGGUGCAGCGUCGCAGCAGCAGCCAAAGCAUACAGGACAAUGCGGAUAGCGUGGAGAAGCGACAGCAACGCAUCAAUGCCACCUAUGAUGAGCUGCAGGAAAUGGCGCAGAAGCGUCAUGCGCUGCUUGAGGAUUCGAUACAUCUCUUUGGCUUCUAUCGCGAGUGCGAUGACUUUGAGAAAUGGAUGAAGGAGAAGGAGCGCAUGGUCAAGUCGGAGGAUGUGGACGAUGGUGUGGACAAUGCCAAGCGCAAAUUUGAAAAAUUCAUAACCGAUUUGUCUGCGGCCUCCAAGCGUGUGGAGCAAAUUGAUGGCGCUGUAGACACUUUCCGGCGUCAGGGACACUCGCAGCUGGACAAGAUCAUAGCCAGACAGCGGCAAAUACAUCAGAUAUGGCAGCGCCUCAACAAUGCCAAGGCACAGCGUGAAAAGAGUCUGGAGGGCGCCUCCAGCGUGGAGCUGUUCAAUCGCACCUGCGACGAGGCCAAGGUCUGGAUGAGCGAGAAGAUGCUGCAGCUGGAUACAGCUGUGAUUACACCAGAUUUGAAAACAGUGCAGGCGCUGCAGCGACGUCAUCAAAAUCUGGAGCGCGAACUGGCGCCGGUGGAGGAAAAGGUCAACCGCGUCACCUAUUUGGGCAACUCUGUGAAGAACGCUUAUCCCGCCGAGCGUGACAAUGUCAAUGCGCGUCAGCAGGAGGUACAAGACAUGUGGCAGCAGGUGCAGCAACGUGGCAGCGAACUGCGCGCACGCAUUGAGUCCGAGGUGGGUCAACAGAUCUUCAACAACAGCGCCAAGACGCUGCUGGCGUGGAUUGACUCUGUCAAGGAUCAGCUCAAUGCAGAUGAAUCAGCGCGCGAUGUAGAAACUGCCAACAAUCUGCUAAAGAAACACAAUGAUCUGGGUGAGGACAUCAAGGCGCAUGACAACGAAUUCCAGGAGGUCAUACAGCUGGGCAAGCAGCUGUCCGAUGGCAAACCCAACAUGGCAGAGACUGUGCAGCUGAUCGAGCGCUUAAAGGCUGAGCAGGAUGCCAUACAUCGCGGCUGGGCUGAGAAGCAAAAGUGGCUGCUGCAGUGCGUCGAGCUGCAAAUGUUCAAUCGCGAAGCGGAUAAAAUCGAUGCUACUACCAAGAGUCAUGAAGCAUUCCUGGAGUACAAUAAUCUGGGCUCCUCGCUGGAUGAAGUGGAAGCCAUACUGAAGCGUCAUUUGGACUUUGAGAAGAGCCUAAUGGCUCAGGAUAAAAUACUCAAAGGCUUUUCGGAUAAUGCGGACAAGCUCAUAGCCAAUGAUCACUACGAUGCCAAGUACAUUGGAGAGCGUCGCAAGCAAGUGCUGGGCAAGCGCAAGGCUGUUAAGGAUCGCGCUUUUGAGCGCAAGCGUCUGCUGCAGGCCUCGAAGGACUAUCACAAGUUUGCCGCCGAAGCGGAUGACCUCAAGGUUUGGCUGCAGGAUAAAACCAAAAUCGCCGGCGAUGAGAGCUACAGAGACUUGAGCAAUCUGCCGCGCAAGCUGCAAAAGCACAAAGCCUUUGAGCGUGAGCUGCGCGCCAACGAAGGACAACUGCGCAAUGUGAACAAGGAUGGCGAGGCGCUUAUACAAGCAGAGAAUCGUGUGGUUGAGGUCGAGCGCCGCGUUGCCGACUUGAACAAAAAGUGGAAGGAUCUGCUUACACUGUCUGAGGACAAGGGACGCAAGCUGGAGCAGGCGGCGUCGCAGCGUGAACACAAUCGCGCUAUUGAGGAUGCCAAGAAGAAGGUAGAAGAGCUUGACUCUGCUUUGAAGUCCAAGGAUGUGGGCACUGAUUUGCGCAGCUGCAAGGAUCUGAUUAACAAGCAGCAAAUACUUGAGUCGGAAAUCACUAUUUGGGAUCAAAAGGUUGCCGAGCUGGUGUCCACUGGCGAUGAUAUGGCGCAUGAGGGACACUUCAAUGCCAAGCACAUCGAAGAUGAAACAAAGGAACUGCAGCAACGCUUCAAGGAUCUGCGCACGCCCACGCAAAUGCGUCGCGAUAAGCUAGAGGAGAGCUUAAACUUCCACAAGUUUGUCUUUGAGCUGGAUGCAGAGUUCCAUUGGAUCAACGAUCAUAUGCCCGCAGCCAAGUCCAAUGAGCUGGGACAGAAUUUGCAUCAAGCGCAGUCUCUCUACAAGAAACACAAGAAGCUGGAGGCGGAAAUCAAAGGACAUCAGCCCAUGAUCAACAAAGCGCUGCAGGCUGGACAAGCGCUCAUUGCUCUGGAGCAUCCCGAGCAGCAGCAAGUGGCCGCACUCUGCGCUGAGCUGCAGCAAGCUUGGCAGCAGUUGGAUCAGCACUGCAGCGAACGCUCGCGCAAGCUGGAAAUGUCGCUCAAGGCGCAGCAAUAUCUGUUCGAUGCCGGCGAGAUUGAGUCCUGGUUGGGUGAACGCAACAAUGCGCUGCGUUCCACUGAGCACGGUCGCGAUCGUGACUCGGCAGCCAAGUUGCUGACCAAACACAAGACCAUCGAGCUGGAGUUGGACACAUAUUCGAGCAUUGUCACCGAAAUGGGACACACCUGCGCCGCCAUGAUCAGCGCCCAUCAUCCGGAUAGCAAAGUGUUGGCCGCCAAGCAGCAGCUCAUAGAGCAAAUGCUCAAAUCUCUGCAUAAAUUGGCCUCACAGCGUCAGCUGCGUCUCAUGGAGAGUCUGUCCAAGCAUGAGUACUUCCUCGAAGCGGAUGAAGUGCAGCAGUGGAUCAGAGAACAAGAGCAGACUGCCUCGUCCGAAGACUACGGACAGGACUUUGAGCAUCUGCAGCUGCUGCAGAACAAGUUUGAUGAUCUGAAGCAUCGUGUUGAGGUUGGCGCCGAUCGUGUGGAUCAGUGCGAGCUGCUGGCCAAGAAGCUCAUCGACUCCGAGAGCACAUAUGCCAAUGAGGUGGAAAAGAGACAGGAACAACUAAGAACGUCUUGGGAGAACCUCUUGCAGCUGUUGAACCAACGCGAACAGAAGUUGCAUGCCGCUGGUGAAAUCCAUCGCUUCCAUCGUGAUGUGGCCGAGGCGCUGUUCCGCAUUCAAGAUAAGAACGCAGCGCUGUCCAGCGAGCUGGGCAAGGAUUUGAACUCUGCGCUGGCGCUGCUGCGUAAACACGAAGGUUUCGAGAAUGAUUUGGUAGCGCUGGAGGCGCAACUGCAGGUGCUGGUGGAGGAUUCAGUGCGUCUGCAGGCAAAAUAUCCAUCGAAUGCCACAGCCAUAGCGCAGCAACAGGACAAAGUGGUGGCCGCAUGGAAUGAUCUAAAGGAGCGCUCGACAGCACGUGGCGAUCGUUUGGCUGCCAGCUCCGAUUUGCAGACAUUCCUUACAGAUGUUAGGGAUAUAGUCAGCUGGUCGGCCAAUCUGCGUGCAGCGCUGCAAGCAGAGGAGCAUGUAAGCGAUGCAGCUGGCGCCACCGCCUUGAAGAUACAACACGAUGCCAUCUAUGGCGAGAUCGAAGCACGCGAGGACAAGUUCCGCUAUCUGAACGAGCUGAGCGAUUCGAUGGUGCAAACUGGACACUAUGCCGCCGCCGAUGUGGAGGAGAAAUGCGCUGCCAUGUUGGAUGAACGCCAGAAGCUGCACGCCGCCUGGAACAAGAAGAAGAUUAUGCUGGAGCAGAAAAUCGAUUUGUUCUGCUUCCUGCGCGAUGCCAAGCAAAUCGAUAAUCUGUCCAGCAGUCAGCAGGCGGCACUCAGCAGCUCCGACUUUGGCCAGACCGUCGAGGAUGUGCAGAACCAAAUCAAAAAGCACGACGAAUUCGAGCGACUGAUACAAACGCAGGAGGAGAAGGUAGCGCUGCUGCAGGAUCAUGGGCGCAAGCUAAUCGAGCAGCGUCACUACGACAGCGCCAAUAUACAGAGCAUACUGCAAGGCGUGCUGGAGCGCAGACAAAAGGUCAAGGAUCUGUGUGCAGUCCGGCGCUAUAAGCUGGAGGAUGCGCUGCUCUAUGCGAAGUUUGUGCGCGACUGCGCUGAGGCCGAGUCCUGGAUAGCGGAGAAGCAAAAGAAACUGGAGGCAGAUGCUGCCAGCUAUGCGGAGGUUACGAAGCUGGAUGAGAAGAUUAAGAAGCUGCAGAAGCAUCAAGCGUUCCAAGCUGAAGUGGCUGCCAAUCAAGGACGCAUACAGGAGAUACAACAAACGGGCGUCAUCUUGCUAAGCAAGCAGCAUGAGAGCUCGCCAGAGAUUAAGCAGAACAUAGAACGUGUGCUGGCUGCCUGGCAGGGUUUGCUUGCCGAGCUGGAGCAGCGUGGACGCGGCUUGGAGGAAGCGCAGGACAUACUCGAGUUCAAUAAUCAGCUGGACAAGCUGGCUGCCUGGAUCAGAGACAAGGAAAUGAUGGUGCAAGCAAGCGACACUGGACGCGAUCUGGAGCACUGCAAUGCGCUGAUGCGCAAGCUGGACGAUGUGGACUCGGACAUGCGUGUGGAUGAUCAGCGCGUCAGGCACAUCAAUCAGCUGGCCGACAAGCUCAUCAAUCAAACGCAAACGCCAGCGGAUACGCAAAGUGUGGACAAGCGACGUCGUGACUUCAAUCACAACUGGCGGCAGCUGCAAGGUGCACUCAAUGCCUAUCGCGCUUUGCUCAGCGGCGCCAAUGAGAUACACGUGUUCAAUCGCGAUGUGGACGACACUGCGGAGCGCAUUGCUGAGAAGGCUUUGGCUAUGAGCUCAGCGGAUACGGGACGCGAUUUGGCUGCGGUUGAAGCGCUCAUCAGACGCGAGGAAGCGCUGGAGCGUGACAUGUCUGCUGUGAAGCAAAAGAUUGCCGAGCAUGAAGCUGCCGCUGUGGAGUUGGCACAAAAGUAUCCCGAGCGUGGCGCUCAGGUGAUCGAACGCAAGCUGCAGGAGCUGCACAAGAGCUGGGCGGAGCUGCAAAGUCUCUGCACGCAGCGCCAGCAGCUGCUGAACGAAGCGUAUCUGAUACACAAGUUUGUGUCGGAUGUGCGUGAGCUGGAGCUUUGGGUCAACGAUAUGGUUAAGAAGAUGCACGCCACGCAGUCGCCAGCAACUAUCAACGAUUGCGAGACGCAGCUGGAGCUGCAUCAGGAACGCAAAGUGGAAAUCGAAGGACGUGAGCAGGCAUUUGUUGCUUUGAAGCAGCAAGGCGAGCAGCUGCAGGCGCAGACCAAACAGCCCAAGCAAGUGAAGCAGCAGCUGCAAGUGCUCUCCGAUCUGCAUGCCACGCUACUCGAGGCUUGGACCGAACGCGCACGCGACUUAACCGAAGCACAUCAGCUGCAGCUUUUCAAGGCGCAGCUCGAGCAGGUGGAGAUUUGGCUGGCCAACAAGGAAGCCUUCCUCAACAACGAUGAUCUGGGUGAUAGCUACACAGCUGUGGAGCGUCUGCUCAAGAAACACGAUGCCUUUGAGAAGCUGCUGGAUGCCGAGCAUGUUGUUGCUCUACAAAAGUUUGGCAACAGCAUUUUAGAAAGCGAGCCCAAGGAUGCGGAUGCCAUUAUACAGCAGCUGGCUUAUGUGGCGCGUCGCAAGCAGAAGCUGCUGGACUUGAGCGCGGAGCGCAAGGCGCGUCUGCAACAAUCGCUGCAGCUGCAAGAAUUUCUGCGCAGUCUCUACGAGAUCGAUCGCUGGCUGGUGCAGAAACUGCAAGUGGCACAUGAUGAAAACUAUCGCGAGCCCAGCAAUCUGCAGAGCAAGAUUCAGAAGCAUCAAGCCUACGAUGCGGAGCUGCUGAGCAACUCACCGCGAGUGCAGGCGGUGAUACAGGAAGGCGAGCAGUUGAUCAAGGCCGAGCAUUAUGCCAAGGAGGAAAUAGCACAACAGGUUUCCCUCCUGGCUGGCGACUGGUCCAAGCUCAAGGCCGCAUCGCAGACCAAAAAGGAGAAGCUGCAACAAGCGUACGAAGCUUUGGCCUUCAAUCGCAGCGUGGACGAGUUCAACAACUGGAUGGAUGAGGUUGAGCUGCAGCUGUCCAGCGAAGAUUACGGCAAGGAUUUGACUACUGUAAGCAAUCUGCUGAAGAAGCACGAACGUCUGGAAGUGGAUGUAGCGCAUCACAAUGAGCUGGCGGAGCAGCUGAAGCAAAAGGAUGAGCACUACUUCCAGGCGCAGCAUUUCCUGCGUGAGGAAAUACACGAGCGCGCCAUGGCGGCCAUCAAGCGCUACAAUUCACUGCAUGAGCCGCUGGCUAUACGGCGUGAGAACCUGGAGGAUUCGCUCAGCUUGCAGCAGUUCCUGCGCGAUGCAGAGGAUGAGCUGCAGUGGCUGGCAGAGAAGCAGCUGGUGGCAGGCUCACAGGAUUUGGGCAGCAGUUUGUUGGCUGUGCAGGGUUUGCAAAAGAAGCACAAUGCACUGGAAGCGGAGCUGACGUCACAGGAGCCGCUUAUCCAAGCGCUGCUGCAGCGUGGCCAGCAGAUGAUACGCGAUAAUCAUUUCGCUAGUGAGCAGCUGCAGUACAAGUCGGAGCUGCUGCAGCAGCAGCUGGCGCAGCUCAAGGAUUUGACUUCGAUUAGAAGACUGCGUCUGCUCGAUGCUGUGGAGAGUCAACUGUUCUAUGUGGAGGCCAACGAAGCGGAUGCCUGGAUGCGUGAAAAGCGUCCUAUACUAACCAGCAGUGACUAUGGCCGCGAUGAAAUGUCCGUGCAGACGCAUCAGAAGAAGCUGGAGGUGCUGCAACGCGAGCUGGCCGCCUUUAAGCCUUCCAUCGACAAGGUCAACAAGCUGGCCACGGGCUUGAUCGAACGCCAUCACUUUGACAGCGCCAAUAUUCAGGAGAAGAACGGCACUGUCAAUCAGCAGCAUGUGGAGCUGCUGCGUCUGGCCAAGGAGCGUGAGCAGCGCUUGACCGAAUGCAAAAAGCUGUUUGAAUAUCUUAGAGAAACUGCCGAGCUGCAUGAAUGGAUAGGCGAUCAAAUGACAGUCACUGCUAGCGAGGAUUAUGGCGAGGAUGUGGAGCAUGUGGAGCAGCUUAUGUUAGCCUUUGAAUCCUUUGUCAACAAUUUGAAUGCCAAUGAAGCGCGUGUUGAGGCUUGCCUGGAGCGUGGCGAUCGUUUGAUACAGGAGAACAAUCCUUAUCGCAGCUCCAUCAAGUCCAAGCGUGAUGAAACCAAACAGCUCUGGGAUGAGCUUAAGGAUCUGGUGCAUGCGCGUCAGGAUGCACUGGCGGGCGCCAAGCAGGUGCACGUCUACGAUCGUGUAGCAGAUGAAACUAUUGGUCUGAUCAAUGAAAAGGAUGCUUCACUUAUAUCCGAGGACUAUGGCCAGGAUUUGGAGAGCAUACAAGCGCUAGGACGCAAGCAUCAAGUUUUCGAAAGCGAGCUGAUUGCUAUUAAGGAGCAAGUGGACUCUGUGCUCGUCGAAGCGCAAAAGCUGGGCGAGAUCUAUCCCGAUGCACGUGAGCACAUCGAAGUAAAACGCGAUGAAACCGUCGAAUCCUGGACAGAUUUGCAGCAGAAGACGCAGGCGCGCAAGGGCAAACUUACCCAAGCGGAGCAGCUGCAAUCUUACUUCGAUGAGUAUCGCGAUUUGAUUGCCUGGAUCAACGAAAUGCUGGCCAAGAUUACAGCACCCGAGCUGGCCACGAGCGUUGCAGGCGCAGAGCUGCUGCUGGCCUCCAUCAAGGAGCAUCACACAGAGAUACGCGCACGCGAUGAAACCUUUGCCAACUUUACCAGCAAUGGACAGCAGCUGAUCAAGGAGAAGCAUUUCCUCGCCCAGGAGGUGGAGGAUAAGAUCAAAGUACUGCAGGCGCGCCAUGAACUGCUGGAGCAUACACUGCAGCAGCGCAAGGAGAUCUAUGAGCUGAAUCUGGAUACACAGCUGUUCCUGAAGGAUGCUGAGAUAUUGGAGCAAUGGAUUAGCAGUCGCGAGCCACAGCUCAAGGAUGCCAAGCUGGGUGACUCUAUACCACAAGUGGAGGAUCUGCUGCGACGCCAUGAGGACUUUGAGAAAACUGUUGCUGCCCAGGAGGAGAAAUUCCAGGCUAUCAAGCGCAUUACGCUGCUGGAGCAACGUUUCCGCAAGCAGCUGGAGCAUGAGAAGCAGGCCAAGUUGAAAGAGAAGGAGCGUCUGGAACGCGAACGCCUGGAGCAGCUCAAGCAACGCGAGCUGCAGCGUCUCAACGAAGAGCGUCGUCGCGCCGAGAAGCAGCAAGAGCAUCGCAAUGCUGCCGCGCAAGAGAAGACGCCGAUCUUCAGCACGCCUAUGGUGACCAUAAGCGGCAACAGCCAGCCCAGCAGUCCUGCCAUUUCCCAAACCCAGCUGCGUCCCACUUAUCCCGAGUCCUCCUCGCAGGAGGAUGCUCUGGCGCUGCAGAAGAGCAGCUCCAGCGGCAUGUUCGGCGAUCGCCUGCGUCGCGGCUCGGCGGACGCCAAUGUCAAGCGUGCCGAGAGCAUGAAGGUGCAACCCAAGCAGCCCAAGCGUACUCCCUCCUUCACCACCAGACGUCGUGCUCAGUCCUUCCGCAAGAAUCAAAAGGGCGAGGGCUUUGAUCUGCCGCCUGUUGAAAUCCAAGGCAUGCUGGAACGCAAGCAUGGACUGCAGUCGGGUGGCAAGAAGGCGCCCGUGCGCAGCUGGAAGCAAUUCCAUACCGUGCUCUGUGGCCAGCUCGUUUGCUUCUUCAAGGAUGAGAACGACUUUCUGCAGCAGAAGACAGCGAAUGCUCCAGUGAACAUUUUGGGCGCCAAGUGCGAGCGUGCCGAUGAUUAUACCAAGAAGAAGUAUGUGUUCCGUCUAAAGCUGCCCGACGGCAGCGAAUUUCUGUUCGAGGCACCAUCGCUGGAUAUUAUGAACGAUUGGGUGCGCAAGAUCAGCUUCCAUGCCAGUCUGCCGCCAAAUCUACAGCUGCUGAGCUACGAUGAGUCCAUGAAGCAACAAAGCAGCAGCUCCCCAGACAUUAAAGUCACCGCCAAUUUGGAAUCGCCUGUUAGCUCACGCAACUCCUCGCCAGACUCGCAGCGUCGCAGCAGCGGCGGCAACACCCUAGACAGCAGCGCCACGCCCCAGAUGGCCUUCCUGCAGCGUCAAAUGCAACAGCAGCAACAACAAACCUCCCAGCCCAGUUCACCCACGUCAGGCUUCGAUCAGAAGCCACCAAUUCCACCCCGUGGUGCGCCACCAGUUGCCAAUCAGCGCCAGAGCCAAGAGAACUUGGUGGUGCUGCGACAGCGUCAAAGCAGCAGCAAUGACUUAACUGAUGGACGGCAAGCAGCUACGCUGCCCGCUGGUCUCAAUGGCAACAGCAAGGAUGACAGCGUGGUGAUGAAGCGCAACAGCGAGUCCAGACAAUCAGAAAAUCCGCCACCAUUGCCCACCACCAUGCCGCCCGUAGGCAGCCAGCAGCAUCAUCAGCAACUGCAGCAGCAGCAACAGACAGCGCAAGUGCAACAGCGCAUCAAUGCAUUCAAUGCUGUUGCCAAUCAGCAAUCACCCGAUUACUACAACAACAACGUGAUUAGACAACAACAGCAACAGUUAAUGGGUGGAUCACCACAGCGUGUGCCGCCUGCGCAUGGCGCUGGACGCUUUGAUACAACGCGCAAGUUUAUAGAGAUGGAGAUACAGUCGCCCAACAACAGCUACAACAACAAUGGACACAGCAGCAGUAACAACAAUUCGCCCAACAAGCGCACCAUUAGCUAUUCGAGCAGCACAGCGAGCAGCAAUGGCAAUGGUUGGGGCAACAGUCGCUUUGAAGGCAAUCGUCCCGUCUCGCUGCAACCCGACUCCAUCAGCUUUACACGCGUCUCUGCGGAAAGUUCCAGCGAGAGCGAAGCCCAGUCCAUUUCCUCGGUCUCCGGUGUCAAGGGCAGCAGCAAGAGCAAGGAUGAGCGUCGCAGCGGCAUGUUCCGCAUAUUUGGACGCAAGGGCGACAAGGAGAAGGAGAAGGAUAAACGCCGCAACAGUCAAACGCCGCCACAGUAAUGUUCAGUGACAGCCUUGCACCCGCCAACCUUCCGGCUUCUAACUUAACAAGCAAAAUUUGUAAACAAUUGUCGUCAAUUGUUUUUGUAUUUUUUAUAUAUACAUAAAUAUUUAAUAUUUAACCCACAA